AUGUCGACCGUUGCAACGGCACAAGCGCCAGUCGGUGCGUCUGGAGGGGCAGACGGAGGCUCACGAGGAAGACGACCACGAAACCGCAACCGCAACCGCGCACCAAACGAGACAUCCGACGCGCAGAAUGAGGGGCAAUCGAGCGGAGAGCAGCAGUCACAAAGAGGUGGAAGAAGCGGACGGGGACGAGGGAGGGGGCGAGGAGGUCACUCUCUGGUACCAUCCCAAGUUUUGCAAGCAAUGCCUGGCCAAGGCUCAGAUACAGCGCCGACACCCACACCGACAAGAGGAGGCCAUCGAGGGAGGGGAGGAUCAGGGAGAGGAGGGCCAGGGAGAGGUGGCGCACAAAGGUUUCCUCAGCGCACAGCCGCAGGCGGCCGCCAGUUUGGAGGACAGCUGACAACCGAAGACGAUGCUGAAUCUGUAGCCUCUGCAAGCCUGCAAGCAGAUGCGCCCGAGUUCGAACCAGGCAGGCCACUUGUGGGCUGCAAGCCACGAGCACCGAAAGAGAAGCAGCCCCAAGCACCAAAGUCGACCGCACCAGAUAUCGCCACACGAACGCACGAGGACAUCGACAACGGUCACUACGAGUGUGCCAUCUGUACAGAGGACAUCAAGCGGCGCUCCAAGGGUGUAUGGUCAUGCCGGACCUGCUGGACCGUCUUCCACCUGGGCUGUAUAAAGAAGUGGUCGACCAACGAGGGGUCAGCAGCAGCUCGCCAGCAAGCGCAGGAUGGCGAAGCACCACCACCGAGGCAGUGGCGCUGUCCUGGGUGCAACCUACCCAAGGACGUUCUACCGAAGAACUUCUCUUGUUGGUGUGAGAAGGAACUCGAUCCGAAGCCUCUUACAGGAUUACCGCCGUUUUCUUGCGGACAAACCUGCUCUCGCCCUAGAAUUCUGCCGAAGAAAUGUCCUCAUCCUUGCGGGAUGACUUGCCACGCCGGUCCCUGCCCGCCCUGUUCCUUGAUGGGCCCUAUUCAGCACUGCUUCUGCGGGGGGAAGUCCGUCACUCGACGCUGCGUAGACACAGAUUAUGAGCACGGCUGGAGCUGCGGUGAGGUAUGUGGCGAGAUGAUGGCUUGUGGAGAGCACCGCUGUCCCCGGCCAUGCCACGAAGGUCCCUGUGGAGCUUGUGAUGUGCGUGUUCCGGCGCGCUGCUACUGCGGUCAGAUCCAGAAGGACAUCAUGUGCUGCGAUCGCGAAGAGGCGAAGCACAGCCGUCAGCGUCAUCCUGCAGUGGAUGGUACUACCACAGUCGAAGAAUGGACUGGAUCGUUCGAAUGUCCAAACACGUGUGGUCGUCUCUUCGACUGCGGCAAGCAUGCCUGCGAACAAGCAUGCCACCGACAGAACGCCGAUUCGGCUCACUGUCCACGAUCUCCCGACGUUGUCACCCACUGUCCUUGCGGCAAGACGCGUCUUUCACAGCUAUCAAAUGCUCGUCGAGAGAACUGUGGGGACCCCGUUCCGAACUGCUCAAAGCCUUGCAACACAACACUCAACUGUGGUCACAAAUGCAAGCAGGCGUGCCAUCAAGGCGAAUGCCGGCCCUGUAUGGAGAAGGUCACGAUUGCAUGUAGAUGUGGUCGUACAACGUCUUCCACGAUCUGCCAUCAAGGAACCGAGGAGGCUCCACAGUGCAUGCGCAUCUGUCGUAUCGCGCUCAACUGUGGACGACACGAGUGCGGUGAGCACUGUUGCGCUGGAGAGCGCAAAGCCGCCGAGCGGCAAGCAAACCGAAGGAAGCCACGCCCUCUGGACUCAGCCCCUCAACGGCCUGGAGAAAACUUCGAGGCAGAACACAUCUGCACCCGUUCAUGUGGUCGUCAGCUAAAAUGCGGCAACCCUGAGCAUCGCUGCCAGGAGCUCUGUCACAAGGGUCCUUGCGGGUCUUGUCGAGACGCCAUCUUCGACGAGAUCAGCUGCAACUGUGGGCGCACUGUUCUGCAACCUCCGCUUCCUUGCGGUACUAGGCCACCUCCAUGUCGAUUCCCUUGCGAGCGACCAAAAAGCUGUGGCCAUCCUCAAGUCGGCCACACUUGUCACGGAGACGAAGAGGACUGCCCCAAGUGCCCCUACCUGACGACCAAGUCUUGCAUGUGUGGCAAAAAUGUCAUCAAGAACCAGCCUUGCUGGCUCAGCGAAGUUCGUUGCGGUGAGAUCUGCGGACGUACGUUGAAGUGUGGUAUCCACAAAUGCCAGAAGCAAUGUCACCGUGCUGGCGAGUGCGAAGAGCCUUGCAAGCAGACUUGUGGUAAAGAACUCAGUGCAUGUGGACAUCCUGAUAUGGCUCCUUGUCACUUCCCUCAACCUUGUAAGGAAGACAAGCCCUGCCAACACAAGAUUAUCAUCACUUGCGAAUGUCAGAGAAUCAAGCAGGAAGCGAAGUGCAACGCCUCGAAGUCUAGCGAAGGCAACAACAAGAAGACGCUGAAGUGCGAUGAAGAGUGUUCGCGCCUUGAACGCAACCGCAAGCUUGCAUUAGCACUCAACGUCGAUCCAGAGCAUGCGACAGAUCAUGUGCCCUACUCCGACAUUACGCUAAACCUUUAUGUGGAGCACUCGACCUGGGCGGCUGCACACGAGAAACGACUGAGACUGUUCGCAGCUGACGAAGAAGAGAAGCGGCUCAGAUUCAAGCCGAUGCCCAAGCAUCAGCGCAAGUUCAUCCAUUACCUCGCAGAGGACUUUGGCUUUGACACCGAAAGCAUGGAUCCAGAACCUCAUCGCCAUGUUGCGGUCUUCAAGACGCCAAAAUUUGUGAUGGCCCCAAUGAAAACACUCGCCGAGUGUGCAAGGACUCGCCAGGUUCAGCGCCCCAUUCCUGCACCGACGGCAGCAGCUCCACUCCGACCGAAACCAAGCAACACUACUGGUGAUCCUUACAACGCCUUCCUAAUUCUAAACCCACGCUUCGCUCUCACGAUCGAAGAAGUCAGCAUGGUCCUCAAGAACGUCCUUCCACAAACCAAUUUCCCACUCGAGUUUGAGAUUAGUUUUCUUCCCAGUGAAGCGGUUGCCCUCAAGCCGCCGCUAGCUGCUCGACUUAAUAUCCAGGAGCGAGAGAUCCAGACAAUGCUCGAGUCUGUGAAGACGCCAUUGUCACAGGCUCUCACCGCACAAAAUGUUGGCUCUCUACAGCUAGCACGCCUCGACGCAUCUCUCAAUGUGCUACGCAAGGAGUCGGACAUCGGCCCAGGUUCUGGAUGGAGCCAAGUUGCCGCCUCCCGUGGCGUUCCUGUACGCCAGCUGCAGAGGAGUACACCGUUUGGGAACAAGGGUGGAUUUGCCGUUCUCAGCUUGAGCAGCAAAAAGAAGAAGGAGAAGCCGGCCCCUGUUGCGGAAGACUGGGAAGCCGCUGAGGAAGAAGAAGAAGAGAAGGAAGAAAAAGAAGUCAAAGAGAGGGUCAGUGGCGUGAACAGCGGUGCAACCAGCGGAGCGGUUAGUGAAGACGACGGUCCUUCACGUCCCCGAAGCAGAGGCCUUGCCGAGGGCUCUUCAGACGAUACGCCCAUUUCUUCUAAAGCUGGUGAACUGCUGGGGCGAUGGUCUGAUCUAGACGACGAGUAG
This is a messenger RNA of Ascochyta rabiei, 3573 nucleotides long. RefSeq names its product FKBP12-associated protein. Gene Ontology annotation, molecular function: RNA polymerase II transcription regulatory region sequence-specific DNA binding; DNA-binding transcription factor activity, RNA polymerase II-specific; zinc ion binding. Gene Ontology annotation, cellular component: nucleus. The transcript has a single exon. Gene Ontology annotation, biological process: negative regulation of transcription by RNA polymerase II. The coding region runs from base 1 to 3573 and encodes 1190 amino acids. The record is from RefSeq and is a predicted model, not a curated record. Lineage: Eukaryota; Fungi; Ascomycota; Dothideomycetes; Pleosporales; Didymellaceae.